UUUACUGAUUUCUAUCAUGGGAAUAGCCGUGCCUGUCGCUGCCCUGCCGUGCCAGCUCGAGCCGAGUGUGCUCCCGGAGGAAAACAUCCCUCUCCUCACUCAGAGGAACCAAAAAGAGCAGAGCACGUUUUCUGAACUAUUCCAGAUGCAACAAGACGAAGCUGUACAAGAAUAAGGAAGUAAAGCGACAUUUCCCCCCCUUCACGUGAUCCUCUGAAGCAACUUCAGCGGACAUCGGACAAUGUAGUGAUUUUGCUCCCAGCGUUUUCUGUCAAGACCAAAGGGCUCAGCAGAACCUGCAACUUAACCUGCAACUUUUCUGAAAUGAUGCUCAACUUUUCUCUCCGUGCAUUGCUCCCAGUGGUCGCAGUGGCUGUUCUUACAGCUGUGAAGACAUUCACCCCCGUCCUCGACCCCUUGCUCUGUUUCUCCAGCCGUGAUCCUUUUGUCAACCUUCGUCUUCCUGCCAUCCUCAUCAAAGUUGCUGAAAGUCAGAAGGUUGCUGUGGACACUGGGACGUCCUUCAACCCAUCUCCAGUUUACCCCACUGUCAGCUUUCAGGUUCUCAAUGUGAACUACAUGUUUGUGCGGCAGGACAGUCCCGAGCCUUCGGGGAACUCCAGCCUGAAGGCUCAGACUCAGACUUUUCUCAUCACUGGUAAAGGCGCUGGGCUCCUCCAACCAGCUGUCAACGCCUCAUACGGCCCCCUGACCGUGGACGCCCCGAUUCCUCCAGACUUGCUCCUCAGCGGACGAACAAUCCUGCCAGUCAUUUUGGCCCGCCAGGUUCGUUCUUCAUCCCCUGUAGUCAAGAUUCUCUUCCACAUGCCCACAGAAAGUGGCAUCACUGUCGGGCAAGAAAGAAUGGGAGAAGAUAAUGGCAGGAAAGGUGCUGGAGCUAAGGCGAAGGAUGGAGCUCACUGUGUCACGGCAUACGCCUUCUGGGAGACGAGGGAAGUUCGUGGGGCAUGCCUGGUGUCCCCAGGUGGUUUCUGUGUGGCACAGCUGAAGCCAGAGCCGGCCUGGUUCAGCUCUGGAAGCCGGUCAGGCAGCUCGAGCAGGGAAGCAGGAAGAACCGAAGGAAUUAAGGGGCUUCAGGGGAACCUUGUGGAGGUCUACUUCCAGAGUCGGAGGGAUCAGACAGGGCAGUGUACCCCCCAGGAUAGCCUGCAGCGUGUUGGAGUGGGAAGAGGAAGAGACUCUGGGGCAUCUGGGACACCGAUGAGACGGAUAGGAAGUGUCAAUCUGCUCAGAACUCCACCUGGGAACCCCACCUUUUUUCGACUGAGGCUUGGAGGCGCCGUGGUGGUCCAGACCUCUUCCAAACCCCUGAAAGCCACAGACGUUUCAACUUUCUAUGUCUUCCUGGCUAGCACAUCCACCUUGGAAAAUUUCACUAUCAGGGCGACAGUAAAAACAGGCUUAUCAUUCAGUGCGGCGCGGCCCAGUGACUCAGCGCUGUGGGACAUCGUGGUGGAGCCCGGCAGAGGAGCGACUCCCAACACCGUCUCCGUCGUAUGCCAGAGGAAGGUCGCUGUCACUGCAAAGAGGGGUCUUCUGGAAGUUUUGCAACUGGACUUUGUGCCAAAAGAUGUUUCAGAGCAGGCUGAGAGUCAGACUAUUUCCUGGCGUCUGGAGUUGCCGGGGAACAUCAAGGAUGUGGGCAUAAUGCGGAUCUACACAACUCAGAGAGACUAUGUGGGGCUGGCACCUCUGGUCAUGAACACAGAUAUCUUGAACACUGCUGUGCUGACGGGCGAAACUGUGUCGGUGCCUGUGAAGACUCUGGCCGUGGAGGCCGAUGGCACCGUCACCGAUGUCACCAACUACACCAGCUGUCGGUCUACAGAGGAAGAUAUACUCAAGGUGUCAGAGCGAUGUGAAUACAUGUAUGUAAAUGGGAAGGAGACGAGAGGGAAGAGCAGGGUGAUGCUCAACUUUACUUACGGUUUCCUGAGUGCCCAGCUGGAGAUGAGUGUAUGGAUGCCCCGCCUGCCAUUGCAAAUCGAUGUGGCCGACCCAGAACUUAGCCAAAUCAAAGGCUGGAGGGUCCCGGUUACUACAGGCAACAGGAGGUCAACAUGGGACAGUGAGGAAGAGGAGGAGAUGAGGAAGGGCAGGGGUUGCAUGCUGCAGUACCAGCACUCGACACUGAGGGUGCUAACGCCAUUCGUAGCGCAGGCUGACGCUGAGGUGCUGCCUGACCCACUGACCGGGGCAGAGCCUGUUGAGUACUUCCUGGGUCCUGAUUGGAAGGCGGAUGUGACCAAGCUUGUACGUUCUUUUCUAAAAGUGGCUGAUCCUGAUGUAGCCAGGGUGCAGGAUGGGGUGGUAUUGCAGGGACGCGCUGUGGGCUCUACCACUGUGCAGGUGCUGUCCCCUCUGACUUCAUCGGUCCUGGCUGAGAGGAGCAUCAGGGUGGUGGAUGAUAAAGUGAGUGUGACAGAGCUGGGGGUGCAGUUGGUUUCUGGACUCUCUCUGUCACUGCAGCCCAGCCUGGGGAGCAACAGGGCCAUUGUCGCCACAGCAACCACACGGGAGAUGAUUACGCAGCUCAAACAGGAAGCAGUGGUUAGCUGCUGGGUCCAGUUCAGUGAUGGCGCAGUCUUCCCAUUGGAGCUGUUUGACCGCAGUAUAUACUCUCUGACGGUCUCUACCCCAGAUGAGGGGGUGGCAACAGUACGCCGCACCCCACAGUCCACUUUUUUAGUAGCGCAAGGCGAAGGUGGAGGCCAGGGGGCGGUUGUGAGAGUGGAACUGAGAAUCUGUGAGGAAUGUCAGAAGUCCAAGAGGAAGAGCAAGCUGGCGGUGGGCACUGGGCUCCUCCGAAUGAACUUCCAGAGUAACAGCAGAGUCGUAGCAGGAGGAGGAAGCGCCAACGAAAAUAAAGAUUUUGACGGUGCAUCAGAAUUGGUAGGUGUGCUUAAAACGACAGUGACUUCACAGCAGUCUGUCACAGAUAUGGAUAAAUGGUUGUUAAGAAGCACAGUAGUUGACCAGCGAGAGUCCACCGUGGCAGAAACUACAACCUCAACCACAUUUUCAACAAAAUCCAUGCAGCCGCAAAUCAUAUGGAUUGGAAGUACAACUAAAGCUACAAGAGAUAUCACAUAUACUGUCAUUCCCACAACUGCCACUACAACUAUGAGCACUGCUCGACCUAUAGACACAACAGUGGGUUUAGUUAUUAAAGAAGAAGGGCAGAAGAGAAGCUAUGGAAACGUGCUCGGAAACCCCAAUUCGCCACUGAACAAAGACAUUUCUAAACAAGAGCUGACCCCAAAGAAGGAGCCUCCCAAAUCUAAAACUCCAAAAGUAAUCGAGAGUGACCUCAUUAGGACAUUCAAAGCUAUGUCGGACAUGGAAAUUGGCAUGUAUGCCUUAGUGGGGGUCUCCUGCAUAGCUAUUUUUGCUUUUUUGCUCAACUGUGUUUCGUAUAACCUCUGUUUCCGGAAUCAUAAAACCCCCAUACAGGCUGGCCCGCCGCCCAUUGGUGACCCAAAAGAUCACAAGCAUGACUGGGUGUGGCUGGGGAGCAACAAUCACAGCACUCCUGCACCAGGCGCCCCGGCUCAAGAAUCCACGCUAAAACAUGAGCCUCAUGGCCCUCUGGAGUCCCGUCACUCCAUAGACUCCAUUGGCCACCACGGCAUGGAGAGCACCCUGCCCACUGUGAGCGCCGCACCCGCCGUUCCCGAAAGAACUGCCACCCUGGGCCGCAGCCGGACCAGCUCCCAGCAGCAGCAGUUUCAAGGAAAGGCGAUUGACCCCAUGGUGAACCGCUCAGCCACCUUGCUGGCCCGGCCACAUCGCAGCGAGCCGCUUCAUUCUCCCACCAGUAAGCGGAACCAGGUCCAGUUCACCACCUUUACCACGCUGGACAUCAAGCACCUGGCUGCGCUAAAGAAGAAUGGCGUUGACUUAAACUGGGCCAACCAGCAGACACAGGCUCCUGUCGAGCCCCAGACACCCUUACCUGACAUGCCGUGGCCUGUAGUCAAACCUCUAGGAGAGCCGCAGUGAGUUUUUUGGGUAUGAAUGAGUAAAAGAGAACAAAAAGCAAGUUCUAGUAGUGAAUGUCUAAAAGAGAAAAAGCUGACUUAUGUUUUUUUUUAAUAAAUAACUUUAGAGGAUGUAUUUAUUGAGAUUAGAUAAUGGACAUUUUAUAUUGAAGUAUGCGCUUGGUGAAAGCCUGUAAAUAAAUUAUGUAAUGGUGUACCCAUGAUGAGCAAAAGAGAUACUGUGUUGAUUUUUAAAUAUUAAAAGCAUGAAUUUACCCUGGAAAUGCAAGAUUCUUCUGCUCUGCAGAUCUGAUAUUGUAAAUAUACAUAUAGCUAACUUAUUUCUACAUUUAUAACUCAAAAGAAAUUAAUUUUUAUCCCUUCUCACUCUUCUACGCUCCUGUUGCCCCUGUAGAAACUACUCCAGAUAUUGCUAGUUGUCAGGGUAAAUGCAGUAUACGGGAGGGAUUAUUUCUUGUAAGUAAUUCUAUUCUUUUCCAGCCUUUUUAUAUUUUUUUUUCUUGGAUUCCUCCAGAGAAUACCUGAAGAGUCUGUGCAAUUUGUCAGAGAAUAUGCAACGUUUAUCAAGUUAUUUUGAGCAAUCUGUCACUGCAGUCUGUGCCAGAUAUUUAUUCAAAUCAAAUGCACACUAUGCAAAUAUAGUCUGCGCUGCGUUUGAAGUGGACAUUGUUUCUGAAUUUUUUAACAAAUUUACCUUAGGCUUCAGGCUCCUCCUGGGGGGCUGCUUCUACAAUUUGUAAAAAUGUCUAAUCUUGACAGAGCAAUACAUAUUCAACUGUAAGGUUUUUCAAGUGUGAAUGGAAAACAAUGAUGCCUUUUCUAUGUAACAAUCUCUUAUUUUGAAACCAAAAUGUGAUGUGUAUUUCCUACAAGAUCCUAUCAAUAAAGAACACA
Messenger RNA from Plectropomus leopardus (leopard coralgrouper), 4916 nucleotides. The record is from RefSeq and is a predicted model, not a curated record. Lineage: Eukaryota; Metazoa; Chordata; Actinopteri; Perciformes; Serranidae.